ACCACUAGACUAAGGUAGCUAGCAGGGAACCCGGCCCGCGGGAGACCGGAGCAGCACUACCCACUCGUAGCUUCCUUCGUACACUGCCACCACGGCACCUUGUGGCUUUGUCUACUUUGUCUAGAAUAUAAGUAAUUACUACUACCUAGUCAGUAUGGCAGAGCCUGGACUAUGGGACUUAGAACCUGAAUGUGGAAAAUCGGACCAGGAACCCGUCCCUCUCGACUCAGUUCGGGGGUCUGGUGCGAUUCUAAUUACCAUGAAGAAGAUAGUCUUUUUUCCCAUACGUCCAUAGGCAUUGUAGCCAUGGUGUCACGGCCGAGGGCAACAUCACCAGGCACGGCAACUCAAUAUUCAAAGUUACAAUGUCGCAAUGGAGACCCUCAGACUCGGAAAGUUGGGAACUGGCAAAUUGGGCAUGCGAGAGGAAAAAGGGGGUAUCGUCCAUUGCUACCUCGUCCCGUCACACGCAAAUUCCUCCAAAUAUUCACACACACACACACACACAAACACUUCCUCAUCCAUCGCCGUGUGCAAGAAUCGCAGCAUCAACCACAUGCCAAGCUACUUACUUUGACACGCAAUACAGCACAGCACCAACACGACCAACAACAGCCAGCUCUUUCUCCCUUCUCUCUAUCCAUCUCCUGCAAAUCAAUUUGGGUACCAGUACGCAAAACAAGCACUUCUCUUCCCUUUCCGUUGCCAGCGCGCCUGUAGUCAAGCAAGUGCAAUACUUGCACAUGUCUACUAGACGCGCCAACAAUUUCCAAACCCCCGUGCUGUAUAUUAAAACAAGAAACCUCGGUCCCGGCCAGGCGGGGGGUGCGAGGAGAAGCGGCCAACGAGCCUUGAGUUGCGGGGGCUGUGAGGCCGUUGACGAGCCUGCUAGCCAAACUAGACAUUUCUUUUGCCAUUUUUUGUGUGUCCUCAAAUUGCUCGUCUUUCUUCUUUUGAAAUCCGUGCUGGACAGUGUUUAGUUAUUGUUGUUAUUGUUGAGGUGCGGUGAUUGCUGGAAAUCCGUAAUGGACUCAAGCAUGGCCAGGUUCUUCUCCUGCAUGUCGCGGUCCAUGUUGUGGAUCUGAUUCGCGUUCACUCUAGCUCGUUGUAGCUGC
Messenger RNA from Colletotrichum godetiae, 1115 nucleotides. RefSeq lists its product as uncharacterized. The record is from RefSeq and is a predicted model, not a curated record. Bases 366 to 980 code for a protein of 204 amino acids. The transcript has a single exon. Lineage: Eukaryota; Fungi; Ascomycota; Sordariomycetes; Glomerellales; Glomerellaceae.